This is a messenger RNA of Fulmarus glacialis (Northern fulmar), 852 nucleotides long. RefSeq names its product stomatin (EPB72)-like 3 (gene STOML3). Gene Ontology annotation, cellular component: plasma membrane. The transcript has 7 exons. NCBI's taxonomy places the organism in Eukaryota, Metazoa, Chordata, Aves, Procellariiformes, Procellariidae. The record is from RefSeq and is a predicted model, not a curated record. Bases 1 to 852 code for a protein of 283 amino acids.
AUGGAUCCCCAGAGAGAGAAGCCCAAGAAAAACAACACAGAGCAUCUAAUUGCCGACAGGCAGGAAGGAAUUAGUGUCUGUGGCUGGAUCCUGAUUUCCCUUUCUUUCUUCCUGGUGCUUAUUACGUUUCCUAUUUCCAUCUGGGCAUGUAUCAAGGUUAUCAGAGAAUAUGAACGUGCUGUUGUAUUUCGGCUGGGACGUAUACUGUCAAAGAAAGCAAAGGGACCAGGUUUGAUCCUCGUACUUCCAUGUACAGAUACAUUUAUCAAGGUUGAUCUUAGAACUGUUACUUGUAAUAUUCCUCCACAAGAGAUUCUCACAAAAGAUGCCGUUACUACCCGAGUUGAUGGGGUGGUGUACUACAAGAUCCACAGUGCUGUCAGCGCCGUCGCUAACGUCACUGAUGUCCAUUCGGCUACCUUCCUCUUGGCACAGACAACCCUGAGAAAUGUUCUGGGUACACAGAGCUUGGCUCAGCUCCUGGCAGGUCGUGAGGAGAUUGCACACAGUAUUCAGGCUAUCCUCGACAGUGCCACGGAGCAGUGGGGAAUCAAAGUGGCCCGAGUGGAGAUCAAAGAUGUCAGGAUUCCCGUGGCCAUGCAGAGGGCAAUGGCAGCUGAAGCAGAGGCUGCUCGAGAGGCAAGAGCUAAGAUUGUGGCAGCAGAGGGAGAAAUGAAUGCUUCUAAAGCCCUCAAGCAGGCCUCCAUGGUGCUGGCUGAGUCUCCAGCAGGUCUUCAGCUGCGCUACCUGCAAACAUUAACAAACGUGGCAGCAGAGAAUAAUUCCACCAUUGUCUUCCCUCUCCCUAUAGAUAUACUUGAGAGUUUCGGGCAGAAAAACAGAGGGGGAUAG